GUUUGUUAUCCCAGGGCUUCAAAUGCUGUCAAGGCAGAAAUUAGACAGCACUUCCGUUCCUUGUGUUCAGAUGAUACACCAAUGGUACGACGUGCAGCUGCUUCCAAAUUGGGUGAAUUUGCAAAAGUUUUUGAAUUAGACAGUGUGAAAACUGAAAUUGUCCCUUUGUUCAUUAAUCUAGCUUCAGAUGAACAGGACUCAGUGCGCCUGCUAGCUGUGGAAGCUUGUGUCAGUAUCGCUCAGUUGUUGCCUCAGGAUGAUCUUGAGGUCUUGGUAAUGCCUACCCUUCGACAGGCAGCUGAAGAUAAAUCUUGGAGAGUUCGUUACAUGGUAGCUGACAAAUUUUCAGAGCUCCAGAAAGCUGUGGGUCCGAAAAUCACCUUAAAUGACCUCAUCCCUGCCUUUCAGAAUCUACUUAAAGACUGUGAAGCUGAAGUCCGAGCAGCUGCUGCUCACAAAGUAAAAGAGCUUUGUGAGAACUUGCCUACUAAAGAUAGAGAGACCAUAAUUAUGAAUCAAAUUUUGCCAUAUAUAAAGGAAUUAGUAUCUGAUACCAACCAACAUGUCAAAAUAGCUCUAGCUUCUGUAAUUAUGGGAUUAUCUACCAUUUUGGGCAGAGAGAAUACUAUUGAACAUCUUCUACCUCUUUUUUUAGCUCAGUUAAAGGAUGAGUGUCCUGAAGUUCGUUUGAAUAUCAUCUCCAAUUUGGAUUGUGUUAAUGAAGUUAUUGGAAUCCGUCAACUCUCUCAGUCUCUUCUUCCUGCCAUAGUGGAACUGGCUGAAGAUGCCAAGUGGCGGGUGCGGCUGGCUAUCAUUGAGUAUAUGCCACUGCUGGCAGGCCAGCUGGGUAUGGAAUUUUUUGAUGAAAAACUGAAUUCCUUAUGCAUGGCUUGGCUUGUGGAUCAUGUGUAUGCUAUCCGAGAAGCUGCCACCAACAACCUCAUGAAAUUAGUUCAGAAGUUUGGUACAGAGUGGGCUCAAAAUACCAUAGUUCCAAAAGUGUUGGUAAUGGCAAAUGAUCCUAAUUACUUGCAUAGAAUGACCACUUUGUUCUGCAUUAAUGCACUGUCUGAGGCCUGUGGUCAAGAAAUAACCACUAAGCAAAUGCUACCCAUCGUAUUAAAAAUGGCAGGAGACCAAGUAGCAAAUGUUCGUUUCAAUGUGGCCAAAUCUCUUCAAAAAAUUGGGCCUCUUCUGGACACUGAGGCUUUGCAGGGAGAAGUUAAGCCAGUAUUACAAAAAUUAGGUCAAGAUGAAGACAUAGAUGUCAAAUAUUUCGCACAGGAAGCUAUAAGUGUGCUUGCAUUGGCAUAAUGAACAUGAGGGAGAAGCCUUUACUAAACUCUUGUCACAGAUUUCUAGUCAGUGUUUUCUCAACAUGGGGUGCAGAGAAAAUAGGAAACCUACAAGACCGCAUCCAAGCAAAUGGCAACAACUUAAAAUUUCAGUGACAUGACUCUUUCUAAAGAUGGAACAGGACUGUUUUUUUUCACUCAUCUCUGUUGGCUUAAUUAUUUAAGUAAUUCUUAUGGACCAAUUCCUGAUACUUGGUACAGUCGUCUCUUGAUUGUCUCCCUAUGUUUUUCUAGCACCAUCUGGGCUCUUAUAGUCUCACUGUUGGGUCCAGUCAGGUGCCAACUGCUUAAUAUUCCACAUAAGCCUGGAUGGUUUGGACUGAUAAAUGAAGUGGAAUGAUUCUUUUACUGUUAACAUAUAUCUGUAUGCCUCGCCAUCAUCCCAAAAUUAAAAGUACAUAGAAUAAUUUAUUUUUAUAAACUCUAUUUGGGAGAUACAUUGAGAAAUCACUGUAGUGAAAGCCAUUUUCCUGGAUUAGAAUGGUCUUCAUUAGUGUCUCACAUGACCUGGGAACAUGGAAGCUCAAGAUUAAUGUAUUGGUUAUCUUCAUUUUAUUUACUCAGUUGUGACUGUAAUCAUGUGAUUGAGAAGCCAAAAGUAUGAAUGUAUGUUGUAGCUAGCAUGUUAUGUUGAAAUUUAACACUGUGACUGCCUUCACAUAUUCUCUUUUCUCCUGAGAGACUUUAACUUUUAUGCCUCCUAAUAAGCAGAAGACUGCAGUUUUUUCUUUUGAAUGAGUAUAGGAACCAGUGGUAUAAUAUUGUGUGCAUUUCCUGUUCUUUACCUGACUCUUCUUCCAGCAGUGUUAGCAUUUAUCCUUGCUACCUUACACAAUAUUUUUCCAAACUGAUGUUUCAUUGCUAAUUUUUUGGUGUAGGUGAUACUGGAAUCUUACUUAAAAUGUUUGAUUUUUUACUUUUGCAGUAAAAUCUCAUUAAUUUUUUCUGAAAUUUAAGAUACUGGUUUAAGCAAAGGAUUUGCUGAAGCAAAUUAAUAGUAGGUAAGGAGGUCUGAACUACAGUUCAGUGCUCUCUUUAGAAAACACCCAUUUACCUUUUGACAUAGCAGUUACCAAUCAUUAAUUGUAUCACACACUGCCCUUGAAGAUGUAUGUCUAAGGAAUCUUGUACCUUUGUUGAUAAAUUCAAUAUACUUUUUGUCUUGGAAAUAUGUACAUUUAUAUUGCGUGAAUAAUUUAAAUAUUUUUUCUUAUAAAUUUAUGCACAUUUCAUGUCAUCAAAUUCACCUUGUCUUUAAUGACUUUUAGUUAAUAUGGUUUUAUUGCAUUUUUCUCUCAUUACGUCUUGCUGUGUAAUUUGGUGUUUGCAUUUUGGUUUUUGAAUUGUUGAUUUCAUUCACAAGCUCUUUGAAAUCCAGUCAGCCCUGUUCAGUUUUGUGAAGGCCCGAAUACUCCUAUAAAACUUUGUACAUUAAACAGUUGGAUACAACCAAAUUGACUACUUUGAAGUUGUCCUACCUUAAGAAAACAGAAAUUUUAAAAUUUUAUUGUAUUUAUAUUUUUAAUAAUUCCAUUUUCCCCCAAGCUACCUCCUCUCCCUAUAUACAAAAGCUUUGUUUCCAUUUUUCAGAAGAGAAAUUUUAAAUAAAAAUUUCUUCCUGUAUAUAUUUUUUCUUCCUAUAUUUUAAACUGCAAAGUUACCUUGUACUAAGUUACUAUUUUAUGUUGUCUUGGGCCAAGGAUUAAAUAUUUUCUUAAGCGGAAAGCUUUCCUGUAUCUCAUUUUAAUAUCCUAAACAAUUGUGCUGUAAACAGAUUUAGUUUUAUGGCUUUUGUUUUUUUUAAUUAUCUGGAGGUUGUAUUCCUCUUCUUGGAUUUCAUAUCUGAGAGACUGCUGCCUUUAUCCUUGGAAGAAAUUUGCACUGAAACCACUGCUUUAUUUGUUUAGAGAUGCCUUUGGUUUGGGGAUGGAGUUUUAAAAUUCUCUUUGCUCCCUAUUGGGAGCCCUGUGUAUUCACCUUCCAGCCCUAUUAAGGGGACACAGCCAUUGCUUUCUCAAUCAUGGGCCAUAGAACUCAGCAGGGUCUCUGUCUUUUUCAGUGACCCUUUAAGGGACUUCAUUAUUUCUUUCUGAUAUAAACUAUAGGAAAUCCUUUUUGUUAUUGUUAAGAAUUUUUCUUUG
Messenger RNA from Fukomys damarensis (Damara mole-rat), 3496 nucleotides. It is a transcript of the gene Ppp2r1b, whose product is annotated as protein phosphatase 2 scaffold subunit Abeta. The transcript is spliced from 12 exons. Gene Ontology annotation, biological process: protein dephosphorylation. The record is from RefSeq and is a predicted model, not a curated record. Lineage: Eukaryota; Metazoa; Chordata; Mammalia; Rodentia; Bathyergidae. Gene Ontology annotation, cellular component: cytoplasm; protein phosphatase type 2A complex. Gene Ontology annotation, molecular function: protein phosphatase regulator activity; protein binding. Bases 82 to 1314 code for a protein of 410 amino acids.